AUGGUCCGGCCGCACGAACGAUGCAGAAUGGAUCUCCUCCGCACCAGACCCACGUGGACGGCCGCAGCACGACCGUCCAUAUGGGACCGUUUCAAGAGCCAUUUUCAUAUGAGACCCCCGGAAGACGAUGAACCCCAGUCUUGGUGGAUCGCUUCGACUGCCAUCCCGCUGGUGGCGGCUGCUGCCGGGCCGCUGGCUAAUGUUAUGUCGAUUGUCGCGCUAGUCAUGCCUUGGAGAAGCAAGAUAAUUGCAGAUGAAGUGGGACCAGGUGGGAAUAUCAUGCAAGAAGGAUAUCCUGAUCCUCACUGGAUCACUGCGCUGAACGCCGUUUCGCUAUUCUGCGGUGUAGUUGGGAAUCUCUUCUUACUUUUUAACUUCACUACUAUUGUUCGCUACAUCAUAGCGUUGCCGGUGACCAUCGUUUUGUGGUUCCUUGCUACUGGGAUUUUGUGCGGCCUCACCGCGUCACUAUCAAUAUACAACCCACCCAUUGGACCGACCGAUAUCUACUCGCAAGCCUACUGGAGUGCUGUCAUCGCGGCCAUCAUCUACUUCAUUUUGGCCUUUCUUUUGAUGAUCAACAUGUUCGGGUACUUUUUGGGAAGAUACCCGCAGCAUUUCUCUCUAACAGACGACCAACGGACUCUCAUCUUACAAAUGACUGCUUUUGUGAUCUGGCUGCUCGUUGGCGCUGCCAUUUUCCAAAGGGUGCUAGGGAUCUCAUUUGCAGAUGCGUUAUACUUUUCCGACGUCACAGUAUUAACCUUAGGCUUCGGCGAUGUGACUGCCCAUACGCCUGUUGGGAGGGGUCUGAUCUGGCCAUACGCGGUGAUUGGUAUUAUUCAACUGGGCUUGGUGGUUGGGAGUAUUCAUCGAUUCGCGCGGGAAGUCCAUUAUGACAACGUCGUCCGAAAACAUAUCGAACAAAAGCGACAGUCUACCUUUGAUCGAACUCUUACCUUGGACGACCCCCAUGAACCCCCGGAAGCAACACCUGCGCGAGGAAAUGGAGUUGUUCCGCCGGAGGAUACCUAUCAUCAGCACCAUCGACAUCAGCCAAUCCGCCACACUAUCCACGCCUUUGCUAAUAACCGCCGACCUAAACUCCUGGUGAUGAGAGAAGAAAAGGACCGGUUUGAUGCCAUGCGCGCAAUCCAGCAUGAGACCAUACGGUUCCGUCGCUGGAAUGAUCUGGUUAUCAGUAUUAUCGCGUUUGGCAUUGUGUGGAGUUGUGGAGCUGUCGUGUUCUGGCGACUGGAGCACGACAUGACCUACUUCGAUGGUCUCUACUUUUGUUUCUGCUCCCUGCUCACCAUCGGCUACGGCGACAUCACACCAAAAACGAAUGCGGGACGACCUUUCUUCAUCAUGUGGUCCCUCAUUGCAAUCCCAACGAUGACAAUGCUCAUUUCGCAAAUGAGUGAUACGAUUGUUGCCGGCAUCAAGCAGUCCACGGAAAAGUUCGCCGAUUAUACUGUCAUGCCUCAGUCUAAAUCAUACCGGUCUUGUCUGUCUCAUUUCCCGCCUCUCCUGCGGAUGCUAGAACGUCACGAGGAGAAACAGCGGGUGAAGAGUGGGUUCCCAAUCGGCGCCCUAGCGGAGGAUGUCGAAGAUCCAGAGAAUGAGUCAUCAUCAGCUCAGGGUGCCGAGAAAACGGCACCGCCUCGCAGACAUUCGAAUGAGGAGCAUCCGAUCAGAACAAUCGAAGAACUCGCCCUGGAAUCGAAUCCUUCACCCUUCGAACUGGCACAACAGCUCGUGUUUGCCAUCCGACGCACCACACAGGAUGCGCGUGAGGGUAAAAAGAAGCGAUACAGUUACGAAGAAUGGGUCGAAUACACGCGCUUGAUCCAGUUCACCGACCCGAAAUCACGACCAACCUCUUCGACCAUUGGAACCCAACGUACUGGAGACUAUAGUAUUUCGGUCGACGAGGAUGAGUUUGGCGUCUUGAACUGGGAUUGGAUCGGUGAGAACAGCCCCAUGCUAGCGCACAAAACUGAACCGGAGUGGAUAUUGGACCGGCUCUGUGAGAGCUUAAUUCGCUACGUGAGUACGCAGGAGCAGGCUCGAGCUGCUCAGGAUCAGUCUGAUGACCAGGUUGAAGAGCCGACGUUGCAGAAGCAGAGGGAUCUUGGUAUCGAUGAGACUUGA
Molecule: messenger RNA, 2154 nt
Organism: Penicillium cinerascens
Lineage: Eukaryota; Fungi; Ascomycota; Eurotiomycetes; Eurotiales; Aspergillaceae
Product: potassium channel family protein
Exons: 3
Coding region: 1-2154 (717 amino acids)
Biological process (GO): stabilization of membrane potential; potassium ion transmembrane transport
Cellular component (GO): membrane
Molecular function (GO): potassium ion leak channel activity
Source: RefSeq, a predicted model, not a curated record